AUGCGUUGUUGGAAAAAAUCUGAAGUUUCCAGCAUUUUUUCUUUCACACACUUCACUUUGAAACGUCAGUUGAGCCUAGCAAAUGGAGUGUCGAUAAUUUUAGGCCUGAUUAUUGGCAGUGGUAUUUACAUAACACCUCAAAAAAUGCUGGAACACGUUAAAUCUCCAGGUCUCAGUUUAAUUUAUUGGGGUUUCGGUGGUCUGUACACCUUCAUUGCAGCCUACUGUUUGACUGAGGUGGCAAUUAAAUAUCCAGUUUCUGGUGAGAAAUAUGCUUACAUGAACAUUCUCUACGGCCCUUACUAUGCAUUCUUUUACAUAUGGCAGUAUCUAUUCCUAGCGCGACCAGGAAGCAAUGCCUUGAAAGCCAUCAUUCUCGGUAGAUAUCUGCUGAAGCCGUUGUUUUUAAAUUGCGAUGUGCCUAACUUGGCCGUUAUGUUAAUAUCGUCUGUUUUUGCUUUUGCUAUAUCAUUUUUAAACUGCAUAAGUGUACAACUGUCUGCAAAAUUCCAGGGCGUUCUCACCUUCAUAUCGGUUUUUAGUCUGGUUCUUUUAUCAUCGAUUGGCGUCUAUAAGCUAGCUAAAGGUGAGGUAGAAAAUUUACAAAAUCUAUUUGAGGGUUCAUCAACCCACCCUGGCCAUCUUAUUCUCGGGUUCUACUCAACCGUUUUUUCCUUUUACGGAUGGUCGGCUCUGAAUUUUCUUAUUGAAGAACUCAAAAAUCCUCUGAAAAAUUUGCCAAGAGCCAUCGUCAUUAGUGUUUUGUUCGUAAGUUUUUUCUUCGUCAUGGUGAAUUUGACAUUUUUUUUGGUGUUAGGCAGAGAGGGGGUGAUGCAAUCUGAAGCCGUUGCCAUAAGUACAGCAAUUGAAGUUUUCGGAGAUCUUGGAUGGAUAAUUUCAAUUAUGAUUGCUAUAACAUCCUUUUCUGGAUUCAGUUCAGGAAUUAUGGUUGGAUCGAGAUUAACAAUGGCUGGUGCGAGGAAUGGCCACCUUCCAAGAAUUCUUUCUUAUAUAAGCAUAGAGUUUAGAACACCCAUAAUUGCCUUAAUAUUUCAGUGCCUGUUGUCGUUGAUGUACGUGUGGGUUCUGGACGUUUCGGCAAUUAUACAGAACGUCAUGUUUGCUAAUUUCGUUGUCGACUUCCUAGUCGAAAUCGCUUACAUCAAAGUGAGGUUAAAAGAAAAAGUGGAUAAACCAAAAUUUCAAGUUAGUAGAAAAAAAAUUAACGAUUUCCAGGUUGGAGUAGACGGUUUUGCCUCCCAAAUGUAA
Molecule: messenger RNA, 1269 nt
Organism: Helobdella robusta
Lineage: Eukaryota; Metazoa; Annelida; Clitellata; Rhynchobdellida; Glossiphoniidae
Exons: 8
Coding region: 1-1269 (422 amino acids)
Biological process (GO): amino acid transmembrane transport
Cellular component (GO): membrane
Molecular function (GO): L-amino acid transmembrane transporter activity
Source: RefSeq, a predicted model, not a curated record